This is a messenger RNA of Arachis duranensis, 940 nucleotides long. RefSeq lists its product as uncharacterized. NCBI's taxonomy places the organism in Eukaryota, Viridiplantae, Streptophyta, Magnoliopsida, Fabales, Fabaceae. Bases 1 to 582 code for a protein of 193 amino acids. The transcript is spliced from 2 exons. The record is from RefSeq and is a predicted model, not a curated record.
AUGAUGUUGACUGCAUAUGUCAAUGGAAGAAAGAAAGAUCUUGUUGUUGCUGUUCAAAAAAGUGGCUUUGCAUGGGCUUUGGAUCGCAACAAUGGCAACCUCAUUUGGUUUACGGAAGCUGGCCCAGGUGGAACAAUAGGAGGUGGAAUAUGGGGUGCGGCGACUGACGAAAAGAGAGUUUACACCAACAUUGCGAACUCUGAUGACAAAAAUUUCACUCUUGCACCAUCAAACAUAACUACAACUAGUGGUGGUUGGGUGGCAAUGGAUGCAAGUAAUGGGAAAAUUCUGUGGUCUACUGCUAAUCCUAGUAACAGCUCUUCCAUUGGACCUGUUAGUGUUGCAAAUGAUGUGGUCUUUGCUGGAUCAGUAGACAAACAGGGAUCAAUAUAUGCAAUGAAUGCAAAUAAUGGGAAGAUUUUGUGGUCCUAUAAAACUGGAGCAAGUGUCUAUGGAGGCAUGUCCAUUAGCAAAGGUUGCAUAUAUGUAGGUCAUGGUUUUAAUGUUAAUCUAGCGUUUGGCCGCUUGUCGGGCGGAACCUUUCUGUUUGCAUUUUGUGUGAAGCAUCAUUAUACUAAAUGAUCAAUAGUUAAAAGGAAGAUAAAAAUUAUAUUAUGUACUGUGCUAUGACUAAUGGACACUAAAUAAGUUACUAAUAAAAUGAGCAACAGAAGCAAGUUAUAUGAUAGAAUGGCAAGUUGUAUUUGUAGCAUUUCUUUUUAUGUCUGCAUAUGGAUUGUUUACUAAUAUAAGACUCAAUAAGUAUGUGAAUCCCUUCAUUUUAAAGUGUAUAUUGCUUUGACUAAAUUUGUACACAAAUAGCAAAUCAGUACUCGAAAGAUGGAGAAGGAAACUCACGACUGUGGUAUACUUACACCUUUUCCUUGUGGCGCUGGCGACGGAAGAACACUUGGGAACUUUGAAUAUUUUGACUGCAGCA